Molecule: messenger RNA, 1934 nt
Organism: Corvus hawaiiensis (hawaiian crow)
Lineage: Eukaryota; Metazoa; Chordata; Aves; Passeriformes; Corvidae
Product: synaptotagmin-5-like
Exons: 4
Coding region: 277-1881 (534 amino acids)
Biological process (GO): calcium-ion regulated exocytosis; cellular response to calcium ion; regulation of dopamine secretion
Cellular component (GO): axon; synapse
Molecular function (GO): calcium-dependent phospholipid binding; phosphatidylserine binding; calcium ion binding
Source: RefSeq, a predicted model, not a curated record
GUGGGCCGGGGAGCGGAUGGAGCCCACGACCUUCCUCAUCCUGCCCCCGGAGUCACCCCGUGGAAGCAGAACCUCUCCCCUCCUGCCCGCCCUUCCCUCGUCCCCCGGCUCCGCACACGGGGACAGCAGCCGGGCUCAGCCGGGCUCCGGUCCCAGCCUAUCCCAGCCUCUCCCCCACCUCUCCUCCCGUCCUGCCCACCCCUCCUGGCCUCGGCUUCUCCCAGCCCCGGCUUUUCCCCUCGGGAGCGCGGCUGAGGCGGCUCAAGGACUCCCCCGAUGCCCGGAGCAGCGCACCUGCAGCUGUCCCUCGGCGCGGGGCUGUCCCUCCUCUGCCUCGGCGUCCUCCUGGGCUGUGCCAUGUGCUGGUGGCACCGCCGGCGCCCGGGCCGCCUCCUCGGCCGGGAGCGAGUGGAGCUGGGAGCGGCUCUGCCCGCGGCGACGGUGCCGGUACUCAUCCAGCAGCUCCGCGAGGAGGUGACGGGAGAGGCGCCGGGUGCCCGGGACAAAGAGACUUCCCCGGCACCGCCGGCAUCCCGCGGGGGCUCGCCCCACGGCAGAGCAUCCCUGCCCACCCUCCCCUUCCUCCCGCAGCUGGCGGGGCUGUGCCAGCGCCGCUGCACCAUCGCCAGCACCAAACUCCUCUGCGGCGAGCAGAGCCCGCUGGUCCCCCCCGUGCCGGGGUCCCCACCGCGCUGCCGGCAGCGUCCGCGGCUCCACUGCGACCUGUGCUACUCCCUGCCCGAGGCCACCCUCACCGUCACCAUCCUCGGCGUGUCGCACCUGCCCCAGGGCCACCAGGGCUCCCGCGUCAAGGUGUCGCUGGUGCCGCGGCCGCCGCUGUCCCGGCGCGUGUCCGUGCGCCGCCGGAGCCUCCGCCCCGCCCGCCGGGAGCCGCGCCGGUGCCGGUUCGGCCCGUACGGCCCGGAGGAGCUGGGCAGCUGCACCCUGCGCUUUGCUGUCUACGCCAGGUCACGGAGCCUCCAGGAUUCCUUCGUGGGCGAGGUCCUGUUCCCCUGCGCCGAGGCCUCCUGGGACCCCCGGGCCCCCUCCAGCUACUCCUGGGAGCUGGCGAGCACCAAAACCAAGCUCAGCAAGGCCACUACGUCAUCAUCCACCUCUACCACGACGGCCACAUCAUCGACACCAAGGAGAGCAAGUCCAGCAGCGGCUACAACCCCGUGUGGAACUCGCCCUUCCUCUUCAGCGUCCCUGCGGGGGACAUCCAGCAGCACGAGCUGGCCUUGGAGUUCAUUGUCAUGCAGGCUCGGCUCCACAGCCGCGGCUCCGCGCUGGGCCGUGUCCAGGUGGGGCCAGGUGCCCCUGGCACCGGGAUGCUGCACUGGAGGGACAUGUGCACCCAGGCACCGCUGGAGUUGGAGCGCUGGCACCGCAUCCUGCCCGACGCGCCCGGACCCUGAUCCGGCCACAGCCCGCGGGCAGGGCUUGCCCAGGACUCGGGCCAGUGAGCCAAGGGGGUGUCCGAGCUGUGGAGAGGGGAGGUGUCACCCACACACCGUCGGGGGAGAAGUCUGGGCUCCAUCUCCAGGGCUGGAGAUCAGUGGUGGCCGGCACAAGCCCAUCCUGAACGGCUCCGGAGGGGACCGAGCCCGUCUGAGGUGGCCUCAGCCUCGGGGGAGAGAAGAGGAGCUGUGUCUGCUCCAUCCACUGCCCCCGGCUCAGAGGCUGCACCCGGAAUCUUGGCUGUGGAGGAGCUGGAAGGGAAAAUCACCCAGCUGGAAUCCCUGUGGCCACCAUGGUGGUGGCAUCUCCUGCCCCUCCCACCCCACCAUCGCCACCCCCCAGGCUGGGACACACCUGAGGACACCAAGGACAUGCCAAUAUCAUCUGGUGAUAAAGGUGUCCAUCGGCUUUUUUAAUUGAUUGCUGGCCCUGAUGAGUAGUUGAUAAAUAAAUAAAGGGGUUGGGAAUGAUCA